AUGAUAAUUAAGAUAUAUAACUUUAACUUAAUUAAAAAAAACUAUGCUCAUAAAUUUGCUUCACCGGACUGCCCAAAUCUAAUUAAUAUUAAAAAAUUGAUUUAUGAAAAACUAAAGCCAAUAUGUUUUCAUAUUAAACAAGAUUAUACUAUGGGUCAUCAUGUUCAUGAUAUGCAUUUUUAUGGUAUCUUAUGCUCUCCUUUAUUUGAAAAUAAAAGUUAUAAAGAAAUGAAUUCAAUGGUAGAAAAAUUAAUGAGUGAAAUUAAUUUAGCAGGAAGAGUAAAAUUACAUUGCCAACCACCAUCAAGAUUUAAUAAAAUGAAAAAACACAUAAGAUGGAGAUGGAAUUUAGAAAAGUAG
This is a messenger RNA of Plasmodium gallinaceum, 360 nucleotides long. RefSeq names its product conserved Plasmodium protein, unknown function. Bases 1 to 360 code for a protein of 119 amino acids. NCBI's taxonomy places the organism in Eukaryota, Apicomplexa, Aconoidasida, Haemosporida, Plasmodiidae. The record is from RefSeq and is a predicted model, not a curated record. The transcript has a single exon.